CUGCUGGGGAGAGGUAGGGGGAGAGGUAACGGGGAAGGUCCUACUGGGCAAAAAUCAGAUGCUUAGGAGCUUUCGAGGAUAUUGUGCUACCUCUCUCCCAGCUAUGGCCGCGACAGGCACAAGUCACGAGCUAACGCCGCUCUGUCUAAGCUCAAGUAUUAGUGAAGGCGUUUGCGACCUCCAUUUCCCGCACGCCUGUCGAUUGCGAAGGGAACUUCGCGUCCCAAUUCUCUCGCUCUUGAGAUUGAAAGUUGAUUAGUCAGCAUGCCGAAGCGCGUUCUUUUCGUUUGCAGCCACAAUGCGAAUCGCUCGAUCGCCGCCGAAGCGAUCGCCCGGCAUCUGCGACCGGAGCUCCAAGUCGAAAGUGCAGGCGUGGAUGCAGCAGGGAAGCUGAAUCCGGUCAUGAUCGAGGCCCUUAAGACUCGUGGCUAUCCCACUGACCAUGCACGCUCCAAGGGUAUUGCAGAUGAGACGAUUGGGGGUCUGGAGAACAACUGGGACCUUAUCGUUAUGAUGGGCUGUCUGCCAAACCUGCCAAAGGUGGAUCUGCCGGCGACCACCACUGUAGAGGACUGGGGCCUGCCUGACCCUGCUGCACACCCUGAAUUGAUGGAUUCUGUCAUUGAAAAGAUUGUGGAGAAGGUGAAAGCUAUCUAGAUCAAGUGUAUCAAUCACUGUACAGUUUCAUUGACUGUCAUAUUGGCCUGGAGUGAAGUACUUGAGAGGAACUUCAUUCGCCCAGCAAUGGUAUGGAACAGCAGACAUGACCGGCCCGGAGGGUAGGCCAGCCAACAGCACCAUAAGGCGUU
This is a messenger RNA of Closterium sp. NIES-67, 809 nucleotides long. The record is from the annotation of a GenBank genome assembly. NCBI's taxonomy places the organism in Eukaryota, Viridiplantae, Streptophyta, Zygnematophyceae, Desmidiales, Closteriaceae.